This is a messenger RNA of Phragmites australis (common reed), 2542 nucleotides long. Its product is annotated as putative disease resistance protein At3g14460. Gene Ontology annotation, molecular function: ADP binding. NCBI's taxonomy places the organism in Eukaryota, Viridiplantae, Streptophyta, Magnoliopsida, Poales, Poaceae. The record is from RefSeq and is a predicted model, not a curated record. The transcript has 2 exons. Bases 51 to 1415 code for a protein of 454 amino acids. Gene Ontology annotation, biological process: defense response to other organism.
UGUGGAUUCAUGUUUCUCAGAAUUUCAGUGUGGAUACUAUUUUAUCUGAGAUGUUAGAGAAAGCAACCAAAAGGGAAAAGGUUAAGUUUAGUAGUCCUGACAUGCUGGAAACUGAACUGAAGGAAAACCUGAAGGUAAAAAGAUUCUUCUUGGUACUGGAUGAUUUCUGGAGAGAAUGUGUCAGUGACCAGCAACUGGAUCGACUACUUUCUCCAUUGAUGGUUGAGAAGAUGGGAAGCAAAAUAUUGGUGACCACUCGAUUUGCAGAUGCAGCAAGAGCUCUUGGUGCUCAGAACCUGAUUCCAAUGCCUGAAAUGGACGAGAACCAAUACUCGUUAAUGUUCAUGCAUUAUGCAAGGAUCAGUGACCAAGCAUUAUCAAGUGAGCAUGAGUUGAUUGGGAAAAAAAUUGCUGAAAAGCUAGGACGAUCACCUCUGGCAGCAAGAACAGUGGCAGGGCAGCUAAGAGGAAAAUAUAUUAAUUAUUGGAAACGUACCAUGAACAGUGACUUGUUGAACAAUGAAACUUGGGCCGCUCUAUGGUGGAGCUACCAACAACUUGAGGAUCAUGUCAAGCAAUGUUUCACAUAUUGUAGUAUGUUCCCCAGAAGAUAUAGGUUGCGGCGAGACGAGCUAGUUCACCUGUGGGUGGCACAAGGGUUUGUGGAUAUGGAAGAUAUCGGUCAUGACUGCUUUGAUGUGCUACUGUCAUGCUCAUUUAUUCAACCAAAAGGAGUGGGUUGGCACUUUACAAUUCAUGAUCUGAUGCACGACUUAGCGAAAAGAGUUGCUGGAAAUGACUGUUUCACAUUUGAGAAAGGCAUGGUGGAUCGAAUUCCUCAAGAUGUUCGGCAUCUUUGUAUCGAGUCCUACGAUGAAACUGUGUUUAGAGAGCAGGUUUUGAAAUUGAAGACCUUGCGCACUAUAUUUGUCUCUGAUUGGAUGGCAACGAUGGCUGAAAAAGAUUGGGAGAAACUGCUCAUGAAUCUAAAGAAGCUGCGGGUAGUGCAGGUGCCCGGAUGGAAGGGAAAGAUCCCAAACUAUAUUGGUGAACUGAAACAUCUCCGGUACCUUUCUUUUAGUCGGAUAGGUAUUGAGACGAUUCUGCCACACACAUUUUGCAAGCUUUACCAUCUGCAAAAAUUUUCUGCAUCAGAAUGUAAAGUUGAUUUAUCCCUCGUUAAUGAAACGAUCAGCAACCUUGUCAAUUUGCAGUACAUCGACAGAGUCAUCGGGUGGGACUUUCGUAACAUAAGGAGGAUGACGGGGCUCCGAACUUUGGGUGCCUUCAUUGCGAGGGAGCGAAGGGUUAUGAGAUACAGCAGCUGGAGCACCUGGACAACCUUCAUGGCGACCUAUGGAUCGAAGGACUUGAAAACGUUAACAGCAAGGAGGAAGCUCAGCAGGCCAAGCUAGCUAACAAGGUACAUCUCUCAGAACUGACACUCAGAUGGCCGAUCGAUGAUCAGAGCUUGACCGAAGAUGACCGGAAGUCAAAGAAAGCACGUAGGAAUUGUUAUCAGAGUCCAGAUCCUCAAGAGGAGGUCCUUGAGGCCCUCCGUCCACCAUCCCUGCUCAAAUCACUGGCAAUCAGAGACUACAGCGGAUCGAAAUACCCAAGUUGGCUGUCGGGAAAACCGGGCACCCUAGAGAACCUGCAAUGCCUCAAGUUCUAUAGAUGCAAUGGAUUGAACUCUUUGCCUGAGAACAUGGAACAUCUAACAUCUCUCGAGGAAUUAGUAAUCAGUAACUGCAAAAAAAUCAUGUCACUACCAAGAUUACCUCCAUCCCUCAAGAAACUUGAACUUGACGAUUGGGAAGGAUCGGAUAUUCCCUCUAUGACCAGUGAACUUUUUUAUUUGCGUGUGCUUGUUAUUUCAGACUGCAGCUGGAACUCUUUGCCUAAGAACAUGGAACAUCUAACAUCUCUUGAGGAAUUAAUUAUCCGUGACUGCAAAAAAAUCAUGUCACUACCAAGAUUACCUUCAUCCCUCAAGAAACUUGAACUUCACAGAUGGGAAGGAUCGGAUGCUCCCUCUGGGAUCAGUGAACUUUUUUAUUUGCGUACGCUUGAGAUUGGAUUCUGCAGUUGGAACUCUUUGCCUGAGGACAUGGAGAAUCUAACAUCGCUCGAGGUAUUGACUAUCAUUGGCUGCAAAAAAAUCAUGUCCCUACCAAGGUUACCUAUGUCCCUUAAGGAACUUACAUUUUUCGAGUGUAACCGCUCUCUCAUGGAAAGCUGUCAAACGGUUGGACAUCCAAAUCGGCAGAAGAUUGAGUAUAUCGCAGACAAAUUCAUUGGUUCUUACUACAUGUAGCAGCAGUAUGCACGGGUCAGAGGAUGCAUGGAGCUGAUGGAGAAUCAUGGAGGCACACAACUAUACGAGCCUACGCCAUUCGGCACGCCCACUUCUCGAUCCAGCUUCUCUGCAGUCCCUACCGCAUGCUUGUGUGCCAUGUUGGUUGUGUGUUACUUGUGUAUCAAUGAUGUGAAGACAAUGUGUCGUAUUUCAUUUGUGACUAUGUUGUAUUUGAAACGGAGU